AUGGCAGAGGGUACGACAAAUGUGCCGGGAGCGGAACGAUCGGUGUCCAAGGAAAUAGAACUUGAGAAGCUUCGACUGGAGCGUUUGCGCCUAGAACUAGAGUUGUGUAAAGCAAAAGCAGCGAGAACUAGUGAGGCGAGUUAUACUCUAGGGGAGUUUAAGGAUAAUGGUGACCAAAUCCUGAAGUAUUCGCAGCUUAUGCGAGGGGUGCUGACAAUGAUACCUGACGCAGAGUCAAGGGUGCCGUCGUGGUUUGAUGGCGUGGAAACUAUGUUUCUGUCAUUUGCGGUUCCGGACGAAAUCAAAGGCGCGAUUAUCAUGCCGUUUUUAACCGAAAAGGUUCGCGGAGCGGUGUCACGUGGUGUGACGGGAAAAUUGAUCAGCUAUGACGAACUGAAGGAGAGGGUACUAUCCGAAAUGCGACUUUCCCCUGCAGAAUACUACAGAAUGUUUCGUUCGGCAGUCAAGCAGGAGGAUGAAACAUGGGUCCAACUCGCUACUAGGCUAACUAGUUACUGGGAGUUUUAUGUGAAAAGUAGAGAAGUAUCAGACUUCGAUAAACUCAUGGAGUUAGUUGUAGCGGACCAGAUGAAAAUGACCAUGAGUGAGGGUAUGCAAUCCUAUGUGGCCCUUAAUGAGUCAGAGAAAUGGUUAAAGCCUGAAGAACUUGCAAAAUUGGCCGAAUGCCACGAGGAAAGCAGGUCAAGAAAGGGUGGACCACAUCCACGUAGUUUCGAAGAGGCACCACGUACUAGACGUGCGGAAAUGAAUGAUAGACCGCAACGGAAAGAUAUUGAUAGAGGACCCAAGCACGAGAGUCGCAGAUGCCACUUUUGUAAACAAGUAGGCCACUACAGAAACGAAUGCCCGAAAAGGCUUGCCGCGCAGGCGGAGACUAAGCCCAAAACAGUAGCUAGAGUUGAGCAAAUGCCGCCACCCAGGGUGGAAGCUGAGCGCGUCGACGACACCGACAAGCGGGUGAUCACUGAGAGCGAAAAUCAGAACCGACAUGUAAACAUAGGAUCGGGAAGCUCAGAAUUUGUUGCGCUCGUGGAUUCGGGGGCUGAUAUUACCGUGAUUCGGAGGUCAGUAGUGCCUCAUCUAGGAGGGAAUGCCGGUACGUUGACGAAACUGCGGGAUGCGUUUGGGCAUGUAGUGCACGCAGAAUUGAGGGAAGUACCGCUGCACCUGGUGGAAUCGUUUGAAGGUAGUGGGAUUCCUGAAUUGAUUCUAGUUUGCGCUGUAACUGACGAGCUUGCACCAAACCUAGAUGCCCUCCUCACACCUGAGGACUAUGAACAGCUAAAGCUUGUACGAACGAACGCGGAGCAGCUAGAGGCUCAGUUCGAUGACAAUGAAUGUAGAGUAGAAACUGCGCUAGAGUUCGAGGAAGAGAACAUAGACGCGCUUGUCGCUAGCGUAGGGAUAACUGAGAGUCGUGACGCUGAUAAUGAGGACCACGCAGAAGGUAUGGAUACCUACAGGUCAUUUCGUAGGGAGCAAUUGGCUGACGAGUCUUUGAAAGAAGCGUGGGAGCAGGCGAAGCAGGGUACGCAUGGUAUGAUCACUACGGAUGGAAUGUUGUUCCAUAAGGAUCACGUCAGUCAACGUAUGUGCACGCAGCUAGUCUUGCCAAAAGCUCGCCGAAAAACUGUUUUGGAAAUUGCGCACGACGCACCAGUGGGAGGACACUUUGCGCAAAGGAAAACAAUACAACGCAUAAAGAAUUCCUUCUAUUGGCCGGGAAUGGAUAGGGACAUAAAACAGUACUGCCAAAGUUGUCAUAGCUGUCAGAUUAACUCUGGGCAACGGGCAAGCGAUAAGGUCCCAAUCACGCCACUAACUAGACCAAGCGCGCCAUUUAAAACGGUUAUGAUGGACUGUAUCGGGCCCCUCGACCCACCCUCAUCACGUGGGCACCGUUACGCACUCUGCGUGGUAGAUCUCUGCACACGAUGGCCAGAAGUGGUCUGUCUGCGUUCACUAACCGCGAAAGCCACAUGCGAUGCACUUGUUGAGAUAUUUUCGCGAAUGGGGACACCGGAGAUGAUAUACUCUGACCAAGGUACCAACUUUAAGGCUAGGCUGACGCAGGAGCUAGAGAAAUGUCUGGGCAUUGUGCCCCGGUUUGCAACACCGGAUCACCCGGAGAGUUCAGGAGCGGUAGAGCGUUGGAAUGGUACAUUCAAGGGAAUGCUACGUCAUGUGAUUCAAAAGCAUGGGAGAGACUGGGACCGCAUGGUACCCUGUCUACUAUGGGCGUACCGCGAAAUCCCAAAUGAAACGACAGGAGUAUCCCCCUUUGAAGUGCUCUAUGGUCGGACGCCGAAUGGACCGCUGUCUAUCUUACGGAAGACAUGGAUUGGAGAAUGGACACCUCCAACUAGCUUGAAUUCUUCAGUGGAAGAAUACUUAAUGAAUUUGCGUAGAAAAAUGGCAGAAAUGGCGGAAGUUGCGGGAAAACAAUCACAGGAACGACAGGGUCGUUACGCGGUAGGCUAUAACCUCAGGGCGAAGAGUAAGACUUUCUCAGAAGCGGACCAAGUACUGGUUUUGGAUCCUAACCGUACGGGAAAGAUGGAAGCACGAUGGGUAGGGCCCGCAACGAUUUUAAAAGGUCAGCGGAAGGAUAGCUACAUGGUCAAAAUGCCGGACGGUUCGAAGAGGUGGAUUCACGCGAAUAAGCUAAGGCCGUAUAUAGCUCGUGUGAACGCUGUAGGUGUCAUAUUUGAUAACGAUGACGAAUUUGGAGACAUAGUUGAGGCUCCCUGA
Molecule: messenger RNA, 2772 nt
Organism: Ornithodoros turicata
Lineage: Eukaryota; Metazoa; Arthropoda; Arachnida; Ixodida; Argasidae
Exons: 1
Coding region: 1-2772 (923 amino acids)
Biological process (GO): DNA integration; proteolysis
Molecular function (GO): nucleic acid binding; zinc ion binding; aspartic-type endopeptidase activity
Source: RefSeq, a predicted model, not a curated record